AUGAAACCGCUGCGUGCGUUCCCGCUGCCGCUCAACGUGGGAACGGACAUUUGCCAGAUUUCGCGCGUGUACGGCAUCCUGGCUACGCCGCGAGCGACGCGCUUCGUCAACCGCAUCCUGGCUCACGAGGAGCGGCCGCGGUUCGCCGCGCUGGCAAGCACGCUGCCAUUGAAGCCGACGAGCAUGCCAGAGAGCGAGCGCGCGGAGGACUCGGCGGUGUCGGUGCGGGACCCGGAGGGGUGGAAGGCGGCGGCGUUUAUGGCCGGACGAUUCGCCGCCAAGGAAGCCGCCAUCAAGGCGCACACGCAUAGGCAGCUCACCUUUCACGACAUCGUCAUUGAAAGGCGCGCCGUGGCUGCCCGCACGGAGACGCUGGGCAGCGGGCCGCCGGUCGCAAGGAUAAGGGCGGGGGAAGGAGGAGCCGGGGAGGAUGAGAGUGCCAUGAUUUCAAUAAGUCAUGAUGGCGACUACGCGACGGCGGUGUGCCUGGCGCAUGACCCGAGCGUGACGAGAUGA
Molecule: messenger RNA, 516 nt
Organism: Beauveria bassiana ARSEF 2860
Lineage: Eukaryota; Fungi; Ascomycota; Sordariomycetes; Hypocreales; Cordycipitaceae
Exons: 2
Coding region: 1-516 (171 amino acids)
Molecular function (GO): magnesium ion binding; holo-[acyl-carrier-protein] synthase activity
Source: RefSeq, a predicted model, not a curated record